Lucilia cuprina (Australian sheep blowfly) is the source of this 2283-nucleotide messenger RNA. RefSeq names its product F-box/LRR-repeat protein 20. Lineage: Eukaryota; Metazoa; Arthropoda; Insecta; Diptera; Calliphoridae. The transcript has 8 exons. Gene Ontology annotation, molecular function: protein binding. Gene Ontology annotation, biological process: SCF-dependent proteasomal ubiquitin-dependent protein catabolic process. The record is from RefSeq and is a predicted model, not a curated record. Gene Ontology annotation, cellular component: SCF ubiquitin ligase complex. The coding region runs from base 73 to 2016 and encodes 647 amino acids.
CAAAACCUUUUAAACUGCAAAAUUAAAAAGAGCUAAUAUCGAAAGCAACGUCUUCAAAGUUUAAGAUUUUAAAUGUUUAUACAAAAUAAUUCCAAUUACGAAAAUAGUGGUGGAGGUGCUGCAGCUGUUGCAGCUAGUGUCAGUGCGGGUGAUAUUAAUGAUGUUGCCGGCGGCGAUGGCAUUGGUGGAGGUGGCGGCCUUGAUAGUCUUGAGGUGGGUGUUAACAAUGUCGAGGCACUUAGUGUGGGUGACAGCAGUCUCAGUACAAACGGUAGUGAGGGAGCUGGAAGUCAAGAAUUAAUAUUUCCCCUUAGAUCACCAGCACGUCAACAAAAUUCACUAAACAGUUUAAAUAUGCGCGAAAAUAAUAACAAUGCCAAUACGAAAAGAUCUUUCAAUUUAAAUCUCAGCUUUAGCAACAAUAAUAAUCGCAAACUCUUAAGUGUGGCCGCUGUGGGUGGUGGUUUAGGGGUGGCCGGUGGUGCCCUUAGUGGUUGUGUUAGUACAGCUCAAUCGUUUUGGAGUUCGGUUGCUUCGAAUGUUUCGGCCUCAUCAUCCUCUUCUUCGUCGUCGUCGUCGUCGUCUUCAUCGUCCAUAACAUCGGCUUCACCUUCGGCUUUAGCUUCAUCCUCGACCUUAUCAUCGGAUGUUAGUAGUGGUGUUGGUGGUGGAGGUUUGGUUAGUAGUGGUGCUGUUGCAGUAAGUGGUGGCUGUGGUCCAGGUGUUGUUCAACGGGUUUUUAUUAACACCAAACCGAAAAAUAAAACUGAAUUAAUUUUAGCUACAGGCCCCAGUACAAGUACAACAAACAUCAUUACUUCAUCUACGGGUAAUAAUAUUUUAAAUAUUGCCGAACGCAAUAAUAAAACACACGCUUACAAAAUGGAUGUGGAUUCAUCUGAUGAAAAUGGACCUCAAACAUUCCUCAAUACAAACGAUAAUGAUGAUGAACUUAUUAAACAACUGCCAAAGGAAAUACUAUUACGUAUAUUCUCAUAUUUGGAUGUGGUUUCAUUAUGCAGAUGUGCACAAGUCUCCAAAUAUUGGAAUAUCUUAGCUUUAGAUGGAUCCUGCUGGCAGAAAGUCAAUUUAUUUGAUUUUCAACGUGAUAUUGAGGGUCCUGUCAUAGAAAAUAUAUCCCAACGUUGUGGAGGAUUUUUAAAAUUUCUUUCCCUACGAGGUUGCAAAUCUGUGGGAGAUCAAUCAAUACGGAAUCUUUUAGAAAUCAAUAUAUCAUGGUGUCAUUUAAUAACCGAAAAUGGUGUCGAAGCUUUAGCACGUGGUUGUGUUUAUUUGCGAAAAUUCUGCAGUAAAGGUUGUAAGCAGGUGAACGAUAAUGCCAUCUCGUGUUUGGCUAAAUAUUGUCCAAAUUUAAUGGUGCUCAAUUUACACAGCUGUGAGUCUAUAACCGAUUCAUCGAUUAGACAAAUCGCAAGUAAUUGUCACAAUUUACAAAAACUCUGUGUAUCCAAAUGUGCCGAACUGACCGAUCUCUCAUUGAUGGCACUCUCGCAAAAUAAUCCCUAUUUAAAUACCUUAGAAGUAUCCGGUUGUCGUAAUUUUACCGAUUUGGGUUUUCAGGCUUUGGGUAAAAAUUGUAAAUAUCUGGAACGCAUGGACUUGGAAGAGUGCAAUCAAAUAACUGAUUUAACUUUAGCCCACUUGGCCACUGGUUGUCCAAGUUUAGAAAAAUUGUUUUUAUCGCACUGUGAACUGAUAACGGAUGAUGGUAUACGCCAACUAGCCGCUGGUAGUUGUGCCGCCGAAAGUUUAUCCGUCCUCGAAUUGGAUAAUUGUCCUUUAAUCACUGAUCGUACAUUAGAGCAUUUAGUAUCUUGUCAUAAUUUACAAAGAAUUGAGCUAUUUGACUGCCAAUUGAUAACAAGAGCAGCAAUACGCAAACUAAAGCAACAUUUACCAAAUAUAAAAGUUCAUGCGUACUUUGCCCCAGUUACACCGCCUCCAGUUACAACUGGACAACGACCACGUUACUGUCGAUGUUGUGAGAUUUUGUGAGAUUCGGCCAUUGGCUUUGCCCGGAAAUUACUGUGCAAAGGCCCCACUGACUGAUGUUUGCAUAUAUUCGCAAGCAUUAUACUGAUUAUCUUGACGAUUGUCAUUGCAUCGCUAAUGUUACUUUAUGUUUUUACGGCAAUCUAUAAAUUUACAAUUUGAGUUUAUUUCUUAUUGAUGAAAUAUAUAGUUUUUAACAAAAUUUCUCAUUUUUAUUUAGUUCUUUUUUUUUUUUGUUUUAAUAACAAUUACAUUAACAACAAUAUUUUU